Messenger RNA from Miscanthus lutarioriparius, 450 nucleotides. Lineage: Eukaryota; Viridiplantae; Streptophyta; Magnoliopsida; Poales; Poaceae. The record is from the annotation of a GenBank genome assembly.
AUGACAAGGUUUUACAACAAGCAGAAGGAGUUGAGUGAGAAAUGGAUAGGUCCUGUGUACCCCAAAAUCAGGAAUAAGCUAUUGAAGAAUUCAGAGUUCUCUAAUAUGUGCUUUGUUCUUCCAGCUGGCAAGGGGAUUUUCCAAGUCCAAUCUGGUGGGAAGGAUUACAUAGUCAGCAUAUUGACUAAGUCCUGUGACUGUAGGAAAUGGGACUUGACUGGAAUCCCUUGCAACCAUGCUGUUGCCUGUCUUAGGCAUGAAAGAUUUCCUACUGAAGAAAUGAUGCCAUCAUGCUAUUCAAUUGAGACAUGUGGCAAAGUGUAUGGCUUCAAUAUUAUGCCUUGCAAAGACCAGUCACUAUGGGAGAAGACCAAUGGUCCUCAGGUUCAGCCACCUAUUUAUGAAAAGGAAGUUGGCAGGCCACCCAAGUCUAGGAGGAAGCAACCUUAG